CGCAUUGUUAACGGUAGCUGCUUUUCCCUUAGAAAUAAUUGGCAGUGUACUCAGAGUCAGAUGUGGACGAAACUCUUGUGAAUAAUGAAGAAGGUUUGAAAGUUGCAGGUAAUGAAGGUGAUAUGUGCUGGCAUGCCCAAAACUGGGACCAAAAGCUUAGCUAAAGCUUUACGUAUUCUCGGAUUAAAAGUCUACGAUGCAGACGAGCACUGCAUCUACCACAUGGAGGAAUGGAUCCAGGCAUUUGAGACGAGCAAAAUGCCCGACCUUUACCGCAUGUACAAGGACGUUGAUGCAGCCACAGACGUUCCCCCGAUGUUCUGGUAUGAAGAACUGCACUAUGCUUUCCCAGAAGCUAAAGUUAUUUUAUCUGUGCGCGAUAAUGCGGACGUAUGGUACGAGUCUUUGUUAUGGAAUCAGAAGGUACUGAAAGAGGCCAUGAGUCUAAGAGUAAUGUUGGGGUUUCUGUUGACUCCUACUGGUUGGAAGAUGUCCAGAAUGAUGUCUGAUAUGAUGAAUGCAGCUUUCAAAUCUACGAAUCCUAACGCUGCUAUUUUAAACAAGAAAGCUUACAGAGAGCACAACGAAAGAGUUAAGAACGUCAUACCUAAAGAUAAGCUAUUAGUAUUCAAAAUGGAGCAGGGUUGGGCGCCACUUUGUCGAUUUUUAGAAAUGGCGGAGCCUGAAAUUUUCUUUCCCUAUGAAAAUGUCAACAGCGAAGAUGUUAAAGCUUUCUUGCACGACUCGAAAAUCGCAACAAAGAUUUAUAGAGAGCUACAAAUAAUUAUUAUCGUCCUAUUUCCAAUCAUAGCUUUCAUAUUCUAUUUGAUCUUCUACCGAAUAAAAGAUAUCUAAAAUUUGAAUUUUAGCUGUUGCGCUUCGUUGAACUGAAUAAUUGUUUCUCCGCACUGCGAGGAAAUAAAAUAAAUACUUUAUUAUACAAAGAUGCGACAUGUUUGAUUAGAACCUUCUAGGCGGCUAGCUUGAAAAUAAUAUACUGUGAAUUCCCUUUUUUUCUAUUUUAACUCCAGCGAGGGAGGAACGAAUGACAAUCCCUAUCCCCUACGGAAUGUCUCUUACCGAAAAUUCUCAACUUUUUUCAAGCCUUUUUUAAACAUCUCAAAGAAGCUGUAAGGCGGGUUUUCAUUAAGGAAGAAAACGGAGAAUCAAGUGUAGACUUAGUAGCUUACGCGCUUGUGAAAAUCUGCGCCAUGAAAACACAAGUGGAACAGCUACGUUCCUUCCCCGCGUGCGUUUCGACCGCGCUGAUUUUCACACGCGUGUAAAAUCUUACGUCUCCGCUUUAUUCUCCGUUUCCUUCCCUAGUGAAAGCCCGAUCUAGUGAAAACUCGGCUUAGUGAAAACCCGGCUUAGUAAAACCCGGCCUAUUGAAAACCCGGCAUAGUGAAAACCCGGCUUAGUAAAAACCCGGCUUAGUGAAAACCCGGCCUAGUGAAAACCCGGCAUAGUGAAAACCCAACCUUUUAAAAGUAGGCCUUAUACGCUACCUUUGACUGAAGAGUAUCCGUCCGACUGAUGUUUUGCAUUUCCAUGACGCCCCCAAGCGCAGGAAAGUUCACCUCGUUAUUGGACGUCUUGAGGGCGCGUCCGGACAUGCCCUCGAGCGAGGAAGGGGAGUUCUUGGAUAGGAUGAGUGAGAUCGACCGCGAGCUGUACACGCUAGGGUCCUCGUCUAACACCUUGGUGCGCAAGAUGCUGUUGCCGAGUUUCCUUAAUUGCAGGACGGCUUUCUUUGUCAGUUCUUUGCUCUGGAUGAAAAAACGUAGAGAAUUUUCGCGUGUUGUUAAGGACUUCUUAUUGCGUCCUAGGCGUGCUCACGUACAUUUACGGCAUAAAGUCGAACAUUUUACAACAGUUUAAUGCAUUAUGGGAUUAUUAUUGCACAGGAUACUUGAAAACUAAAACUUCAGCAGUGUUAAAUGUG
Nematostella vectensis (starlet sea anemone) is the source of this 1945-nucleotide messenger RNA. RefSeq lists its product as uncharacterized. The transcript has a single exon. The coding region runs from base 112 to 855 and encodes 247 amino acids. NCBI's taxonomy places the organism in Eukaryota, Metazoa, Cnidaria, Anthozoa, Actiniaria, Edwardsiidae. The record is from RefSeq and is a predicted model, not a curated record.